This is a messenger RNA of Armigeres subalbatus, 1829 nucleotides long. RefSeq names its product DDB1- and CUL4-associated factor 12 homolog (gene DCAF12). The record is from RefSeq and is a predicted model, not a curated record. Lineage: Eukaryota; Metazoa; Arthropoda; Insecta; Diptera; Culicidae. Gene Ontology annotation, molecular function: protein binding. The transcript is spliced from 4 exons. Bases 345 to 1733 code for a protein of 462 amino acids. Gene Ontology annotation, cellular component: Cul4-RING E3 ubiquitin ligase complex.
UAUAAGACCAUUCAGUUGUCAAGAAGACAUUUCCCGAUUUGAGUAUUAUUUUUCAAUAAUCGUAAACUUUCUCCAGAAUAUAAAGUUUUCCAAGGAAAACGAUCGGGAAAAUUUGACGAAAAUAGUUUUUUCGAUCCUGUGCUGUGAUUAAGUUUGUUAACGGAUGACCAUUCGGGUGUAUUAAGCUAAACAAACUGUGAAAAAUGUUCUGAUAUUGGCAGAAAAGUGCAACCAAACAAAGGGCAGUAGGCUGCGAACUUUGAGGCCCCAUUUUAGGUGGCUGAGCACCCCGAGAAUCCCGACCAUCGUUAUCGAGGUGAACGAGUACUGCCGUACCGUGAAUCAUGUCGAAAACGGUGAAACGACCGUCCGCUGGAAUCUACCCAAACUGCUACAUUCCCUCCCGGCUGGAGGACCGAAGACAGCGGGCACGAAUGCUGAGGCAGGAACGACGGCGGAAACCCGACAAACCGGAUGAUUUUGUUACCUACGAAGACAGUGAUAGCGAGGAGGAAACUCCGGCCCAGCAACAUCAAGUCCUGAGCACGUCGUAUAACUUCGUGGACUACGUUCGCAGUCGGGAGGCGGAUAUGCGGGAAGUGCGCAGCGUCGAUCCGGCGUAUGCCAGUAGGCACAUUUUGACUCACGACAUGUUCAAGGAGACUCCCAUUGCGCUGGGAAACAUUAAUAAGGUUUUUUGUUCGCAGUGGCUGAGCAAUCGACAGGUGGUAUUCGGAACAAAAUGCAACAAACUAAUGGUGUACGAUGUCAACACCCGAAAGGUGGAUGCAAUCCCUACCUUGCCAAAUAGCCGCGGGGCCAGUCCAGACACACAGUCCGGAAUACACGCAUGUCAGAUCAAUCCCAGCCAUAGUUUACUGGCCACGGGAGCGCGACAUUCGGCGGAUAUUGCCAUCUAUCGAUUGCCGACACUGGACCCCCUUUGCAUCGGAGAGAACGGUCAUCGUGAUUGGGUGUUCGAUAUGUGCUGGUUGGACGACCAGUUUUUGGUAUCUGGAUCACGCGAUACCAAGGUUGCGCUGUGGCGUAUCAACGAAGACAACAUGGAAUUCCCCAUGGUGAAUAAGGAAGGCGAAGAGCAGGAAGCCGUUCCUACCUAUGCUCACAUCAAUCCCGUAGCGAUAAAGGACUGCAGAGGAGCACAGAAGAUUCGGGCUCUGUGCUUUCACAAAGAGUACCGAGAAAUUGCUCUACUAUCACUCAAUGGGUACAUGCAUCUCUUCAAUGCGGAAACCUUUUCGCAGAAGCUCUCACGAAAGCUACCGAAUUGCCAGGAGAACGUUUGCAUCGCAUGCCAACCGAAUGGUCUAUAUGCGGUAGGUUGUCGCUCGUACACCUUGCUGCUGGAUCCGAGAACACUGCAGGCAGUGAAGAAGAUUGCAUCUCGAUACAGCGGGUGUGGUAUUCGCUCGGCCAGCUUCCAAGGAAAUAUUCUGACAAUUGGAACAGGUCUUGGCAUGUUAAUGUUCUACGACAUCCGGGCUGGAAAAUAUCUUGAAUCGCAAACCAGUGCCUCCAGGACGGUGGUGUUGAAGGCCAGCCGAGGCUAUGUAGCACAAUUUCCCGAAGAGGAGAUGGAUAAUUUCCAGCAAAUUAAAUACGUUCCGGCUAUCUACACGCACUGUUACGAUAGCAGCGGUACCCGACUGUUCACUGCCGGAGGACCUCUUCCGGCGACACUGAUAGGUAACUACGCGGGAAUUUGGCAAUAGGUAAUACGGUUCGAACGACAAACGCCCCCAUUUAAAGUGGAAAUGAGGGAAUCGCUUCUUCGUGCGUAAGCGAUAAAAUAUAGUUUUAGUGCAUAA